ACAUUACCCGAAAGGCCUCGCGCUCGGGCGGGGUCGGAGGACGCCGGCCCGGGACAGGAACAAAUCAGAUCGAAGGCAAGAAACUGCCGGCUUUCAAAAUCCUCCUCCUCCGCCAUCAUCGCCGCCCCGAGGAGACCAGGUGGUGGCGGCAACAGUGCUCGGAGAGCGGAGCGAAAGGCGGGCAGGACUUUGGGGUUCCGAGGCGCCCACCCCGGCCUCCUCCGACCCGCCGCACCCUAAGGCCACCCCCGCCCCGCCGCCCCGGGCCGGGUCGCCCCACGCGGUAGUCUGCACACCUGUGGGGGAGCUCGCCAGCGCGACCGACAUGGCCUCUGAAGACAUCGCCAAGUUGGCCGAGGCACUGGCCCAAACUCAGGUGGCUGGAGGACAGCUCAGCUUCAAGGGAAAGAGCCUCAAACUCAACACUGCAGAAGAUGCCCAAGAGGUGAUCAAGGAAAUCGAAGCCUUCGAGGGCUUAGAGGCGCUGCGUUUGGAGGGCAACACUGUGGGCGUGGAGGCCGCCAAGGUCAUCGCCAAGGCCUUGGAGAAGAAGUCGGAGUUGAAGCGAUGCCACUGGAGCGACAUGUUCACGGGGAGGCUGCGGUCCGAGAUCCCGCCGGCCCUGAUCUCCCUCGGGGAGGGCCUCAUCACGGCAGGCGCGCAGCUGGUGGAGCUGGACCUCAGUGACAAUGCAUUCGGGCCCGACGGCGUCCGCGGCUUCGAGGCCCUGCUCAAGAGCCCGGCCUGCUUCACCCUGCGCGAGCUCAGGCUCAACAACUGCGGCAUGGGCAUCGGCGGUGGCAAGAUCCUGGCUGCCGCCCUGACCGAGUGUUACCGGAAAUCCAACGCCCAAGGCCAGCCUUUGGCCCUGAAAGUCUUCGUGGCUGGCAGGAACCGCCUGGAGAAUGAUGGCGCCACUGCCCUGGCAGAGGCUUUUGGGAUCAUCGGGACCUUGGAGGAGGUUCACAUGCCACAGAACGGGAUCAAUCACCCCGGCGUGACUGCGCUGGCCCAGGCCUUCGCCAUGAGCCCGCUGCUUCGGGUCAUCAACCUCAAUGACAACACCUUCACUGAGAAGGGUGCGGUGGCCAUGGCCAAGACCCUGAAGGUUCUGCGGCAGGUGGAGCUGAUCAACUUUGGGGAUUGCCUGGUGCGCUCCAGAGGUGCCAUGGCCAUUGCUGAGGCCGUCCGAGGGGGCCUGCCCAAACUGAAGGAACUGAAUUUGUCCUUCUGUGAGAUCAAGAAAGAUGCAGCGCUGGUGGUGGCUGAGGCUGUGGCAGACAAGGCGUCUCUGGAGAAACUGGACCUCAAUGGCAACAUGCUGGGAGAUGAGGGCUGUGAGCAGCUGCAGGAGGUUCUGCAGAGUUUCGACAUGGCUGGGGUGCUGGCGUCCCUCAGUGAUGACGAGGGGGAUGAAGAGGAGGAGGAGGAUGACGACGAAGAGGAAGAGGAGGAGGAGGAGGAAGAUGAGGAAGACGAGGAGGAAGAAGAUGAGGAAGAGGAAGGGGUGCAGCAGCAAGGACAAGGGGAGGAAAUAACCACACCCCCACGGAAGAUUCUGGACCCCAACAGUGAGGAACCAGUUCCCACACUGGCUUCCCUGCCGCCCACCGAUGUCUCCACCUUCCUGGCCUUCCCGUCUCCGGAGAAGCUGCUGCGCCUUGGGCCCAAGAGCUCUACGCUUAUCGCUCAGCAGACUGACACAUCUGACCCGGAGAAUGUGGUGUUCGCCUUCCUGAAGGUGUCCUCGGUGUUCAAGGACGAAGCCACUGUGAGGACGGCCGUGCAUGAUGCCGUGGAUGCCCUGAUGCGGAAGGCCUUUGGCUCAUCCUCCUUCAACCCCAAUGUCUUCCUCACCCGGCUUCUCAUCCACAUGGGUCUGCUCAAGAGCGAGGACAAGGUCAGCGCCGUUGCCAGCCUAUCCGGCCCCCUGAUGGCGCUAAACCAUGCUGUGCAGCAGGACUAUUUCCCCAAGGCGCUGGUCCCGCUGCUGCAGGCCUUCGUCACCAAGCCCAAUGUCGCCCUGGAAGCCGCCUCCUUCGCCCGCCACAGCCUCCUGCAGACGCUCUACCAGGUCUAAACCCAGCGGAGCAGCACGGGGAGGACUGAGGGAGACUGCCCUGGUCCUGGAGGAUGUGGCCAAGUGCCAGGCGCAGUCCCAAGUGUGAGUGUAGGGUGCAAGGUGUGCCCGGUGUGCUGCUUCUGCUUCACUCUGAGCAGCCUGUCACCCAGGAGGAUUGCUGGCCCGGCCGACCCAGUUGCUUCACCGUUAAACUCACCGUGGGCUGUGUGUGCUGCCUUGUGACGAGUGCAGGCCCGGUGGCGCCCACAGUGUGGCCUUGAUCCUGUGGACCCUGUCCCUGGGCACAGCUGCUGUGAUAGUUCUGUCGGAGUGAGGGGCUCUUGGUAGGCUCAAGAUCUGCCUGGCUGGCCCUGAUUGGAGCGUCACUGACGCAUGGGCUGGGCUGGGCGGGGGCCCCAUCCCUGAACCCCCUCCAAACUUCUGCUUCCCUUGUGCUCCGUGCCGGGCUGUGCCCGGGCUUCCCCAAUAAAGCCGUGUGUGGCAGUCUCAA
Suncus etruscus (white-toothed pygmy shrew) is the source of this 2573-nucleotide messenger RNA. RefSeq names its product Ran GTPase activating protein 1 (gene RANGAP1). NCBI's taxonomy places the organism in Eukaryota, Metazoa, Chordata, Mammalia, Eulipotyphla, Soricidae. The transcript is spliced from 16 exons. The record is from RefSeq and is a predicted model, not a curated record. Gene Ontology annotation, cellular component: perinuclear region of cytoplasm; cytosol; nucleus. Gene Ontology annotation, biological process: signal transduction; activation of GTPase activity; nucleocytoplasmic transport. Bases 326 to 2080 code for a protein of 584 amino acids. Gene Ontology annotation, molecular function: small GTPase binding; GTPase activator activity.